CACUAACUGCUCAAAUGGAGAGGAUCCUUGUCCUUUUUCUAGCAGACUAGCACAGCAGAGAUUCUAAAGUCUGAGCUAAGGCUCUUGGAAGCAGAGACGAGUGAGCAGUGAGCAGUGAGCAGUGAGCAGCAAAGGCAGUGUGCAUCAUCUCCUCGGGCAAUCAAAGUUCCAGGAGAACCUUAAGGAUGGCCCAGGCUGCACAAAACCCAGUGGUUCAGCAUAAAGUCAUAAUACCAAACAAAUAUGGUGAAAAACUUGUGGGCGUAUUGCAUGAAACUGAAUCUCCAGAGAUUGUAAUCUUAUGCCAUGGUUUUCGGUCCACAAAGGAAGAGAAUACUAUGCUGAACCUUGCUGUUGCCUUGGAAAAUGAAAGAAUCAGUGCCUUCCGUUUUGACUUUGCUGGAAAUGGUGAAAGUGACGGUUCAUUUCAGUAUGGUAACUACGGGAGAGAGGCUGAUGACUUACAUGCUGUAAUCCAACACUUCUCUGGAGCAAACCGUAUAAUAAGUGCAAUCCUUGGGCAUAGUAAAGGAGGCAAUGUGGUACUACUGUAUGCUUCAAAAUACCAUGAUGUCCACACAGUUGUCAAUGUUUCUGGCCGUUAUGAUCUUGCAAAAGGCAUUGAAGAACGCCUGGGGAAAGACUUUAUGCAAAGAAUCAAGGCGGAUGGAUUUUUUGAUGUUAAGGAUAAAAAAGGAAGUGUUAAUUACCGUGUGACUGAGGAAAGUUUAAUGGAUCGCUUAAGUACAAAUAUGCAUGAAGCAUGUCUUCAGAUUGACAAAGAGUGCAGGGUCUUGACAGUCCAUGGAUCUGCUGAUGAAGUCAUCCCAGUGCAAGACGCGUUAGAGUUUGCCAAGAUCAUACCCAACCACAAAUUACACAUUACAGAAGGAGCUGAUCAUUGUUACACUUCAUAUCAAGCUGAAUUAGCCUCAGUUGUUUUGGAAUUUAUAAAGGCAGCCCUGCAGGAGAACAAGGAUACGACUAGCUAAAUACUUCUGUGCUUACGAGCAUAUCUAUAAUGAUAUGAAGACAAAAGCAGAUUUUACUGAUAUUGAGCUUCCCAACCUUGCUCCUACUGUUGAAUUUACUGUUCGUUUAACCUACUUGUGCGGUGAAUAUGGUUGAGCUCUACAUUGAGCUUAGUGUUUCAGAUGUUGAUCACCUCAUCGUCUUGAGGUUGAUGCAAGUUGUUUGCUAGUUGUAUCAUCAGCUGACUAGUCAUUUGUUUUCUUGAAUCAUGCUCUGUUGCCUGAACCGUUAAGAACUUCAUAAUAUGAACCCUUUUGACCUCUUCAUGUGAAAGAGGAUUGUGGCAUUGUCCGAACUAACCACAGUUCCUGUUAUGGUCAUGUCAUGCAUCCUCCAAUAUGGUUUAUAUGUACGGUAAUUUUCGUGUUGGAUUUAA
This is a messenger RNA of Alnus glutinosa, 1408 nucleotides long. RefSeq lists its product as uncharacterized. NCBI's taxonomy places the organism in Eukaryota, Viridiplantae, Streptophyta, Magnoliopsida, Fagales, Betulaceae. The record is from RefSeq and is a predicted model, not a curated record. The transcript is spliced from 8 exons. Gene Ontology annotation, cellular component: cytosol. Bases 186 to 992 code for a protein of 268 amino acids.